AUGAAGGGCAGCCAGUCAGAAAGAAGAUGGACAUGGACAGAGUGUUUUUUGAAAUUUGGUGUUGAUACUUCUUCAAAACAGUUUUCCCUUUACAUCAGCAUUGAGCUUUCUCGUGUUCUCAAGUCCCCAAGAGAAGGUUUACUGAUGGUGCAUGUUAUUCAAAGAAUGCACAGUUCCACUUUCUGUAAGCAGCAUUUAACUGUUCCCCGCCCCGGGGCGGAGCCAAUCCCAGCGCGGGGCGGGGCCGGCCAGAGGCGCGGCGCGCGGGCAGGCGGCCCCGCGGCCGGCGCGAUGCAGCCGGCCGGGCCCUGCAGCCCGUGUCCGUCCCAGCAGCCGUCACCCGACUCGUGGCCGCCCGUGACCUCCGAGGAGGAGCUCUACGACUGCCUGGACUAUUACUACCUGCGCGAUUUCCCCGCCUGCGGGGCUGGGCACAGCAAGGGCCGGACCCGGCGGGAGCGGGAACUGCACACCAACUGGACGGUGCCCGGCGGCCACGAGCGCAAGAUCGCGCAGAAGCUCCUCAACGGCCUGCGGCAGCGUCGCCAGCGGCAGCUGCAGCCCCGGCCGCGCACUCGGCUCACCUGA
Sorex fumeus (smoky shrew) is the source of this 588-nucleotide messenger RNA. RefSeq names its product nuclear protein 2, transcriptional regulator (gene NUPR2). Gene Ontology annotation, cellular component: nucleus. The record is from RefSeq and is a predicted model, not a curated record. NCBI's taxonomy places the organism in Eukaryota, Metazoa, Chordata, Mammalia, Eulipotyphla, Soricidae. The transcript is spliced from 3 exons. Bases 1 to 588 code for a protein of 195 amino acids. Gene Ontology annotation, biological process: negative regulation of cell cycle; negative regulation of cell population proliferation; regulation of transcription by RNA polymerase II.